AUGUCAGCUAGCAGCUCAAAGCAAGCUGCCGGUCCGAAAGGCGCAGGAAAGAGGAAGGGAGCGGCGCCUACCCGAUCCUCAUCCCGACUCAGGAAGAAGAUGAAGUCGUCGGAUUCCGAAAUCGCAUCACCUUUUCUUCGGCUCGCCCGAGAGCUACGCGAUAUGAUCUACGGCUACGCUGCGGACUGGAACGACAUCAAUGCAGCGAUGAGAGAAUUCAAGAAGGCGAGGUUGGAAGCCUAUGCCGAAGAUUUUCUACACUCCAACGUUAACGGCAUGAAAUCAUACGCCGACAAGCUUCCUGCGCGUACGACGCCCAAUAUCCUCCUUCUCUGCCGACAAAUCACAGCCGAGGCACUCGAUACACUUCGCAAGAAGCCGCUUAUCCUUGACCAAGCUCCACUCUACUAUCCUCGGGACGCACGGUGCGGGGACUACUUCUGUUCCUACGGCUUGAAACACUUCAUGACAAAGAGCACGUUCCAGAACAUCAAGACACUGGUCAUCAGCCUGAACAGCAGUUUCCUGUCCAACAAAGUACGAGACUGGGUUGCGCUAUUCAGUGAAUACAACACAUUCGCGCGGAACCAAACUGCCCGGGGCUUCACGAUAUGCCUGCAGGUAGAUGACGACUGCGGCUAUGAAACCCUCGAGAAUUUCCGUUCGGUUAUCCAAGCUGACGGGGAUCCGGUGAUGGACGCUCCAUCCAUUCUCUGCGAUGAGUCUGUUCCAGAGGAUAUCGAAGUGGCAGUCCAAUCUUGGACUCAGAUUCGACAGAAUGGCGAUGAUGUCGAAUCUGAUGAAGACUACUUUUUUGACGAUGACGAUGAUGAAGAGGAAGACUACGACAGCGAUGAAGACGAAUACUGGGAGCCGUUCGUCGACCGCAGCGCCGUCCACCUUCUCACCGUGCAGUAG
Messenger RNA from Coniosporium apollinis CBS 100218, 918 nucleotides. RefSeq lists its product as uncharacterized. NCBI's taxonomy places the organism in Eukaryota, Fungi, Ascomycota, Dothideomycetes. Bases 1 to 918 code for a protein of 305 amino acids. The transcript is spliced from 2 exons. The record is from RefSeq and is a predicted model, not a curated record.